CCAGCUGGUUGCCUGGUCCGUCCAUCUCGGCGACGAACGAAGCACACGACAUGCGCUGGUAAAACCAAGCAGCAGCAGCUCUGCUUCCUUGUCUCCCUCCUCCCUCUCCCCCCCUCUCUCUCUCUCUCUCUCUCUUCCCCUUCCGACCCAAAUUUAGCCGUUACACCACCUUCCGUUCUUCCCUCUCUCGCUUCCCUCCCUCUCUUUCUCUUCUCUCUUUCUCUCUCUACCCAAAGACAUCAGAUCAAGAAAGGAGAAGGGAAGAGUGAGUGAAAGAACAAAUCUUGAUCCGUCACUGCGUACUGCCCUCGUGGUUCCAGCACUACCAGCAGCGUCGUCGUCGUCUUCGAUCCCGCGGCUCGAUUCGGGCGGUCAGAAUGAACAGGAUGAUGUUCAUGGCGUGCUGCUACAACGAUCCGGAUAUGCUCAUCGACCCGGACACCGUCUACCCCAUCCGCCCCGACUGCCGCGCCGAUGCCCCCAAGACGCGCUUCAAGCCCCGGCCUGGCCUCACGCUAAGUCCAAAGAGAUGGAAGCUGCUUCACAACGAAGAAGGUUGCCUAGACAUAGCUGGGAUGAUCAGAAGAGUGCAGCGCGGGGGUACCCACCCAACUAUCAAAGGCGAAGUUUGGGAGUUUUUGCUGGGUUGUUAUGACCCAAAAAGCACCACUGAACAAAAAAACCAAUUAAGACAGCAACGAAGGUUAGAAUAUGAGAAUCUGAAAACGAAGUGCCGAGAAAUGGAGAUGACAGUUGGUAGUGGAAGGGUACUUACGAUGCCUGUCAUAACAGAAGAUGGCCAGCCUAUUAUACAUGAUCCUAACUCAAAUGGUGGGGAAAGUGCUCCUUCAAUCGAUGCAGAACAGCAAGCCAGUGACGCACCCCUACCAAAAGAAGUUAUUCAGUGGAAGCUAACUCUGCACCAGAUUGGUCUUGAUGUUAACCGUACAGACCGUCAACUAGUUUAUUAUGAGAGCCAAGAGAAUUUGGCUAGGUUGUGGGACAUUCUUGCAGUUUAUUCAUGGGUUGACAAGGACAUUGGUUAUUGUCAAGGAAUGAGUGAUCUUUGUUCACCAAUGUCGAUCCUCCUGGAACAUGAAGCAGAUGCGUUUUGGUGCUUUGAACGACUCAUGCGCAGGGUGCGAGGAAAUUUUGUGAGUACUUCAACCUCCAUUGGAGUUCGAUCUCAACUGACCACAUUGUCAUCCAUAAUGAAAGCCAUUGAUCCGAAGCUACAUGAACAUUUAGAAAAUCUUGAUGGAGGGGAAUACUUAUUUGCUUUCCGGAUGCUGAUGGUUCUUUUCCGAAGGGAAUUCUCUUUUGUAGAUACAAUGUACCUUUGGGAGCUCAUGUGGUCUAUGGAGUACAAUCCAAGUCUCUUUUCGAUGUUGGAGAGUGACAACAGCACAUCUAAAGCCAAUGCAAAAGAUGAAAAUGCCUUAAAGCAGUGUGGGAAAUUUGAACAGAAAAACUUACAGGUGGCUGGAAAAGAAGAGAUACCUCUAUCUGUGUUCCUUGUAGCUAGUAUCAUAGAGGCUAGAAACAAGCAGCUACUGACUGAUGCAAAAGGUCUAGACGAUGUCGUGAAGAUCUUGAACGAUAUCACUGGAAGUCUGGAUGCCAAGAAGGCAUGCAGAGGGGCACUGAAGAUUCAUGAGAAAUACCUAACCACAGUAAAAGCAUCAUAGUAACAUGUACAGCUUCAUAUUAAUACAUCGUGAGUGACUAUAUUCGAUUGGGUUUUUUUUUGAGAAAUGGAGAGAAGCUGCAUCACAAAAUUUUUCCAUUUUUGAUGUGUGUAUUCUACGAUUCUUUUGAACUACCAACACUACAUUUACACAGAAGAAAGGAAUUAUCCUGCAAUAAAUUCGCAAUGAUUCUUCUUUCCUUCUGUUCUUCAUACUGCAAUAAAUUUGUUCAUCCUUAAUCCAGUGGGUUAUGGAAAAUGAUAAAAUGGACUUGUUAGAUUCCAACCAUUUGUGAUUCGGAUUUUCUUAUGAUUCUGUACCUACAAGUGUACUAGAGAUGGGAUAGCGUCAAACAAUUUGGCUACAUUAAGAUGAGAACGUAUCAAAAAAAUUGGCUACACUAAGAAACAUGGCCAGGCCGCUUUUAAGUCUUGACCACAAAAAAGAUAUGUAGGAAAAAUUAAGAAACCUAUGAUCAUUAUACUGUAUCGAAACAGUUAUUAAUUGAUAUAUGCUGAUUUAUAUCAAGAGGAUUUUUAUGGAGUUGCGAGAUACACAGAGGUAUGGAGUGAUCAAGAGAUGUGCACGGCAUGGAGAAGAAAUUGUAAACUAUGACGGACGGUGAUGUAAUUAAAUAGGUAAUUCAGUGAUAAUUGUGUAUAUCAAUACUUUCAUGGUUGGAAAAACCAUCAAUAAAAUCAGUGA
Oryza brachyantha (malo sina) is the source of this 2393-nucleotide messenger RNA. RefSeq names its product rab GTPase-activating protein 22-like. The transcript is spliced from 11 exons. The record is from RefSeq and is a predicted model, not a curated record. Gene Ontology annotation, molecular function: GTPase activator activity. Gene Ontology annotation, biological process: activation of GTPase activity. The coding region runs from base 378 to 1688 and encodes 436 amino acids. Lineage: Eukaryota; Viridiplantae; Streptophyta; Magnoliopsida; Poales; Poaceae.